UGUUUUCUGCCGGUUUCCUGAAAAGAGUACAGAGCAACAUCAUCCUUUCAUAUGUUAUUCCCAACACUUGGGGUUAAUUUCGACAUUCGGGAGUUGGUGUCAGAACACGAGGACACAACUAUUGAAAAGAGAGAGAGAGAGAGAAAGUGUGUUUGGAAAUUAUUUCAUGUGAUUGAUAUUUUUGUUUCUUUACGAAAACGCAUACUUUUUGGAAAGAGCCAUAUUUGUAGAGAUAUUUUCGUCAUGUUCCCUGGACAACCUUAUGAAACGAGAAGAGCUGGUCUUAACCAACAGCAGUUUGAAGUUUCUGAAAAACGAUUGAGUAGAGGAAGGGGGUUGAUAGAAACGAGCUAUUCUAGCAACAGUGAAACAGCUGAUAUGGCAAUGGACACGAUGACCCCAGAAGAGGCCUCCCAACAUGUAACUAUAUGGAACCGCAUAGAAUGCAGAAAAGUCGCUGGUAAUGCAGCACCUUUGAGAAGAAAUUUAGAACGAUAUUUAGCGAAACAUCCCGAAUGUGAAGUAUAUACUGGUCAAGACAAGAAUUUGAGUGGUGGCAUAGCUAUUGGUUCAGUUGACCCUAAGACAGGCUCCACCAUAGUAGCUGGUAACGAGCAUGUUCCCAUGUGGAAUAAGAUAGAGGAACGCAAGAUAACAGGAAAUGCAGCACCCUUACGAAAGAAUGUGGAAGCUUAUUUAGCUAAACAUCCAGAGUGUGAAGUGUAUGUGGGUCAAGAUAGAGACAGUUCUAUGGUAGGAUCGGAAACCAAGAAGGGAAGAUUAGUCAAUAAGAGAGAGUCACCUUCGCUGGAUAUUUCAUCUCGUUCUCGUGAUGGAACUGUUUUAGAACCAAGUCAAACUACACAGGAUAGUUUUGUGACCAAUGAAGGUUUAGAUGGACCCUGUGUUUUGAGAGAAGAACAAGUGUCUGAAAGGGAUUCGCUGUCACAUGAGAAUAUUUCCAUGUCAUUGGAUAGUAACUCUGGAGUAUUGUUGGACCAAGGAAACAUAGUAUUGGAUACAGGAACAGAUCAAGUUCAUCCCAUGGAAGGGACUGCACAAUCACCAGCUUGGAAUGAACAUCAUAAUAACAACAAUAUGUUAUGGCAGUCUUCGAAUGUGAUGAAUAAUUAUAGUUCUUCUUGGAAUCGAUCCUUGUUGGCAUCCAAUAAUUUAUAUGGAUAUUCCCCUAAUAAUCCUCCCAUAUUACCUCCUAUUCAUGGAAGAGCAGUGCCUAUUCCUGGUAGAGACUCAUUGGGAAAUAAUAAUUACAGUGUUUAUGGUGUAGAAGAUGCUUCAUGGUCUUCUACUUUAUUUGUUGGGAGUUAUGGAGCAGGUUCAGGAUUAACUCCUCUGACAGGGUCCUUGGAUAUGGAAUUGUAUCCAGAGAAUAUGUCUCCAAGUAUUUUUUUAUUAUCCGGACAAAGUCCAGCUAAUGCUACUCCUUCCAAUUUACGUUAUUUUCCAUGGAAGAAUAUUGGAGGAGGAAAUAGUUCCCAUUUUAACAACUAUUCUACUUCGACCUUAUUUCCCAAUAAUAAUAAUAAUAGUAAUAAUAAUAAUAAUAGUAAUACUCGAGCGUUUAUGGGAAUGCCUCAAGGACAGUAAAUAGAUACAUAACUCUCUCUAUAUAUAUAUAUAUACAUAUAUAUCAUACAUGAUUUUUGUGGGACAAAAGUCCAUCAUAAAAUGGUUGUGACUCAU
This is a messenger RNA of Galdieria sulphuraria, 1704 nucleotides long. RefSeq lists its product as uncharacterized. Lineage: Eukaryota; Rhodophyta; Bangiophyceae; Galdieriales; Galdieriaceae. The record is from RefSeq and is a predicted model, not a curated record. The transcript has a single exon. Gene Ontology annotation, molecular function: protein binding. The coding region runs from base 52 to 1608 and encodes 518 amino acids.